Molecule: messenger RNA, 1424 nt
Organism: Emiliania huxleyi CCMP1516
Lineage: Eukaryota; Haptophyta; Isochrysidales; Noelaerhabdaceae
Product: putative stomatin-like protein
Exons: 5
Coding region: 11-1174 (387 amino acids)
Cellular component (GO): membrane
Source: RefSeq, a predicted model, not a curated record
CCCAGAAAUCAUGCUGGCGCGGCCUCUGGGCAGGGCCGCAUCGCGGAGGCUGCCCAAUGCGGCCCUGCGCACGACGCAGAGGCACGUGAGCAACUAUUUCGGGCGGAUGAGCACGCCAUGGAACCCGGGCAUCGUCGUCGUGCCUCAGCAGAUGGCCUGGGUGGUGGAGACAUUCGGGCGGUACGACAAGGUGCUGGAGCCGGGCCUCCGCUUCCUGAUCCCGCUGGUGCAGCGCGUGUCUUACGUCUUUUCGCUCAAGGAGGAGGCCAUCUCUGUUCCGAGCCAGACCGCCAUCACCCGCGACAACGUGAGCGUGUCCAUCGACGGCGUGCUGUUCGUCAAGGUGACGGACGCCUACCGCGCCGCGUACGGCGUCGAGGACCCCCACUUUGCCGUGACCCAGCUCGCGCAGACGACGAUGCGGUCCGAGAUUGGCAAGAUCACCCUCGACCGGAUGUUCGAGGAGAGGGAGGUGCUCAACGUCAACAUUGUGUCGUCGAUCAACGCCGCAGCAGCCGACUGGGGCAUCCAGUGCUUACGGUACGAGAUCCGCGACAUCACUCCGCCUCGCGCGAUCCGCGCGGCGAUGGAGAUGCAGGCCGAGGCGGAGCGGCGCAAGCGCGCGCUCGUCCUCGACUCGGAGGGCGAGAAGGACGCCGAGAUCAACAUCGCCACCGGUAAGAAGAUGUCUCGCGUCCUCGCCUCGGAGGCCUCGAUGCAGGAGCGAAUCAACCUCGGCAAGGGCGACGCGGCGGCGGUGGAGGCGCACGCGCAGGCGACUGCCGAGGCGACGCGGCUGGUGGCUGGCGCCUUGGGUGCGCGCGACGGGCACGCGGCCACCUCGCUGCGGCUCGCGGAGCAGUACGUGAACGCCUUCAAGGGCAUCGCUCAGGCGGGGAGCACGGUCGUGGUGCCCGCCAACGCAGCGGACGUCGGCUCGAUGGUGGCGCAGGCCAUGUCGAUCUACAAGCACACCCUCCACUCCAACCCCGCCGCCGCCGCAGCGCCUGGCCCGGCCGAGCGCGCCGAGGCAACCGGCAGCACGGCGCUCGAGGCGGCGGGCGGCGAGCUGGCGGCGGCGGUGGCGGCAGACGCGGCGGAUGCGCCGGAGGAUGCGGGCGCGGCGCCUCUAGCCGACGGCGGCGAGACGCGCGGCGAUGGCACUCCGAGGUGACGUGUGCCGGCGUGCACGUGGGGGGGCGACACGGCUGUCGGCCUGUCCCAUGCGUCGCGUUCGCUUGAGCCGGGGGGGUUGAGCAAGCGGCACACGAAGGCGGGGGGAAAGGGGAAGACUGCAUUCACGCGCAUGUGGUGGUGAGGGAGGGAGCGUCGGUGUUGGCGCGAGGUGUGAACAUUGCUAACCUAUUGUGUCUCGUCGGCGUGUCUCGCGUGGGGCGCGAUAAAGCUAACAAAAAUUUCUAUUA